AUGACUAGAACUGACAAGGUUAUUGGGACCCCUAUAGCUUUGCCAAGGAUAAACGUCGAACGGGAAGUGAUGUCAAGGAAAGAGCGUUGGGAUCAUGGCAAUUGUUCAGAAAUGAACACGUGGACUCAUCUAAGUCAAGAUGUCCCGUGUCAACUUUUUAAUCAAUUGAAAGACGAACUUCAUGACUUUACGGAAAAGGAUCAGCGGCUUCUUGAUGCAAGCCUUAGAGGACAUCUUGCAAAAACUUUUG
Messenger RNA from Funneliformis mosseae, 250 nucleotides. The record is from the annotation of a GenBank genome assembly. Lineage: Eukaryota; Fungi; Glomeromycota; Glomeromycetes; Glomerales; Glomeraceae.